CAAGAUUUAGGUUAUGGAUGAAGAAGAUGAAACCAAAUUCCGGUUUGAUUUUGCGUGUUGAAUCAUCACAGCAGCAUAAUGAUAUCUACUCUCAAAACUUCAGCUUUUGCUAGCUAUCUCAGCUGCUUGACGAUGAGGUAUCCUCUGAUUCCAGAUCUCGACCUUGUGGUCCAUGGUGAGGAACAUAGAGGAUUAUGCCAUGCAAGCUACCCGAGCAUCUUCAACAGCAUGGCGAGCAGCAACGUAUAGAGGAUUAUGCCAUAGCAGCUAACGUAUAGAGGAUUAUGCCAUAGCACCUAACGGAGAGCAACAAUGGAACAAACUAUAUUUCACUGUUAGAUCUGUGACACAAUUGUAGGCGUCUGACUGAGACUCUGGAAUCCGGAUCAGGUGAUAAGAAAUCCACUCACCCGGCCUUUACCAUCAACAACAUCAAAUCCUUGAUUCCGGUUAUCUUAGAUAUCAAAUAAGAUGAAUACUCCUCAUGGGUAUUUCUUUUCGAUGUUCAUCUUCAAGCUCAACGAUUGCUAUUUCUGAUUGAUGGUUCACAACGACCUACGGAUAUUGAUGCCGAAACUGAAAAACAGCUAGAUGCCCUUUGUCGUCAAUGGAUGUUUGCUACCAUGACCAAGGAUCUUAUGCUUACCAUUCUCAAGAAAGGCAAAACCGGAAAGGAGAUUGGGGACCAUCUCAAAACACUGUUUCAAGACAACAAAGGAAGCCGUGCUGCAAAUCUUGAAUAUAAGUUUGUAAAUCUCAAGUUUUCUGAUUGUGCUAGUGUUGAUGAUUAUUGUGAUAAACUUAAAUCACUUUCCGAUCGAUUGAGUGACCUUGAUUUUCCAAUGAACGAUAAACGACUGGUUAUCCAAUUGGUUAAUGUUCUCACGGAGGAGUACAACACCGUGGCAUCCUUCAUCCAACAAUCCAUGCCCACGUUCGAUGCUGCUCGAUCUCAAUUGCGUACUGAGGAAAUUCGGGGUCCACAGCACUCACUCGCCUCUGCACCCACCGCACUUGCUGCUGCUGCUCCUUCAGAUCGCAACUCACUACGCCUUCAUCAGCCCAACAAUGGAAGAAGAAUCCAUCGUCAGCAGCAAAGUGACAAACGUCCGCAGCACGCUCACCACACCGGAUCAGGCCCAACUGCUGCUACCAGCUCAAGCCCACCGUUGCUGCCAACUCCACCAGGCCCACGUCCAUACCUACAGCCAGAUUAUCAACAGUACUGGCCACCUUACUGGGCCAUUCCCCCAUGCCCAUACCCAACUGCUCCUUCCUGGCACCGGCCACCUGCUGUGAACCAGCGUCAUGCCAGCUCCCGUGGGCGAUCUUCUGGACGUAAUCAUGGCCAAUCGUACAUUACUCCAUCGACUGAACUUCUGCAGCCCACUGACAUUGCUGAGGCAUAUAGCUCUAUGCAUUUACAGCCGCCUGAUGAUGCUUUUUAUAGGAUACUAGUGCUACCUCGCACCUUACUGCUGAUACAGGUACUUUACAUAAAGUUUUCAAUUCCAUCAAUGUACGGUCUUAUUUUAGUUGACAAUGGCAAUGGCAAUGACAAUAGUAUUCCAGUUACUGCUAGUGGUAUUAAGUUCAUAACCCUUUCUUCUCGUACUCUUCAACUCAAAAAUACCCUUGUUGUUCCUGAUAUUAUCAAAAACUUGGUUUCCGUUCGCAAAUUCACUACUGAAAAUCAUGUGUCUGUUGAAUUUGACCCCGCUGGUUUUUAUGUGAAGGAUCUGAGUUCAAGGAAGAUUAUCCUUCGAUGUAAUAGUUCCGAGGAGCUUUACCCUAUCACCAACUCUGCCGUACCACCACAAACACCGUCACAGUCUUCCCCAAUUUCUCUUACUGUUUUUUCGCCGGAUAUUUGGCACAACCGCCUUGGUCACCCCGGCAAGGCUAUUUUAGAUGUUCUUUGUACCAAUAAUUCUAUUCAUUGUAAUAAGGAUCAACAUUCUAAACUUUUUCAUUCAUGA
Molecule: messenger RNA, 1979 nt
Organism: Papaver somniferum (opium poppy)
Lineage: Eukaryota; Viridiplantae; Streptophyta; Magnoliopsida; Ranunculales; Papaveraceae
Exons: 3
Coding region: 612-1979 (455 amino acids)
Source: RefSeq, a predicted model, not a curated record